This is a messenger RNA of Penicillium atrosanguineum, 504 nucleotides long. RefSeq lists its product as uncharacterized. NCBI's taxonomy places the organism in Eukaryota, Fungi, Ascomycota, Eurotiomycetes, Eurotiales, Aspergillaceae. Bases 1 to 504 code for a protein of 167 amino acids. The transcript has a single exon. The record is from RefSeq and is a predicted model, not a curated record.
AUGAGAGACGACUACACUGAAUGGGAACGCUUCUCCCAUCCGGACCCGGACGAGGAAGACGCUUCGAUUCUGGACGAAAUUCAAACCCUGCGAGAAUUUGCCGAGUCCUUCGGCACAGCCAUUGCUACUGCAGCAGAGGAUGCUGCACGCCAACUAAUGUCGCUCGUCGACGAGGGCCGCGUGGUCGAGAAGCACCAGAAAAACGUCGUGGACAAAGGCGAACGUGUCUCCUGGUUAUUAUGGGAUGCUACUAUCGACAUGCCGCGCUACCAGCCUGCCAGUCUCAAGUUAAUUGAAGCGAUCCGCGCGCUGCCUCAGCUGGAACGAACCGAGGAGCAGAUCCGCACCGGCGGUUUCGAGGACCGACUAGAAGCCUGGAGGUCCUUGGAGGCAUUCGAUUACAUUUGGUCGGAGACAUAUUCCCGUGAGUGGCACUUUGAUUUUCUUCUCCCGCCCCUAACAGACCAACGCCGUGCAGUCGGUUUCUUUGCUCCCAUGGCAUAA